CAUAACAUAAACAUAACACACACAAAAUUCACUGUCCAUUAUUUUAUUAUGAUCGUAAUAUACGGCCGGAGCAUAUCAUAUUAUUAUUACUAUAACUGUUAUUCAUGUUGCUUUAUUAAUGAUUAGACCUUAUCAUCAGUUUGGUAAUGGCAAUGAAGGGUCGAGUCGAGUUGGAUUCUUGCCUUGAUUGUGAUUUCUUUUUCCUGGCAUGGUUUGAGCGUACAAGGAUAUGACAGUCGUCUAAAGGAUACAGGGGUAAGAGUAGAUGGAGGUUUUGUGGCACCGGAAUAAUGAUGCUGACGACGAUGUUUGAUUUUCACCCUAGCAUUUGGGAGUACCUUAGAACAGACACAACACUGCUAUACAUGUCGUGUGUCCAAUCUUUUUUGAUUCUUAUCGACCAUAUGGCUGAUUUUGGAGAUUGUAUUUCUCCCCGUGGAAGAUUAAUUGAGGAUAUAGAUUCUGGAGGCGGAAUUGUUGGCAUUCAAUCCAAUUUCUUGGAUUCUGCUGUUAAUUUCAGUCAAGACCAAAAUCUUCUUUGUGCAACAGAAUCUCUUUCUUUCGGGCCAACUGAACGUUCAUCUAGUUUUGAGACUGUACAAGUUUGUCAUGAUCCUGUUUCUGUUGAAACCAUAUCAGUGAAGGAAGCUGAAUUUUCUGAGUUGCUUGGUACAACUGUAUUUUCAGAGGAAGAAGCAUUUCAAUUGUAUAAUGAUUAUGCUUUUCGGAUUGGUUUUGGAGUUAGGUACUCUACUUUGAGAAAGAGGGAUGGUGGUUCUGGCUUUAGGGGAAGGGAGUUCUGCUGCACUAAACAAGGCUUAAAAAAAAACAAAGGCGUUGUUGGGAAGCAAUUCACAAAAGUUGACAUUCGUACUAAUUGUAAGGCACGAAUUUAUUUUGAGAUAAAAUCUAGCGGUGAGUGGGUUGUUGUCAGACACCUUAUGGACCAUAAUCAUCAGUUUUGUCCAAACUCAUUAGUUCAUCACGUUAGAUCUCAUCGUUCUAUUUCUUCUAAUGAGUUAGAUUACUUGCAUCAUUUGAAAAAACAAGGAGUCAAGAUAGCUGAUGGAUUUCGAUGUUUGCAAGCGGAAGCAGGUGGAUCUCCUUCGGUUGGUUUUCUCUUGCGUGAUGCAUAUAACGAAUUGACAAAACAGGUCAAGAAAUCUUUUGAUGGUUCUGAUGCCAAUACCCUGAUUAACAUCUUUAAGAAUAGGCAGUCAAAUGAAGAAGAUUUCUUCUUCUCUUUUGAGAUAGAUGUGGAUGGUUCUUUAGUCAGUUUCUUUUGGAGAGAUAAGAAAAUGAAGGAAGAUUAUCUAUCCUUUGGUGAGCUAGUUAUUCAUGAUACGACCUAUCGUACUAAUAAAUACGAUAUGAUAUGUGGACCGUUUGUAGGAAUUAACCAUCACACCCAUACAUGCAUGUUUGGUUGUGGAUUUCUUCUCAAUGAAAGAAUUGAAUCUUUUGAAUGGCUUUUCACUACUUUUCUGAAUUCAAUGGAUUUUGU
Messenger RNA from Cuscuta epithymum, 1504 nucleotides. The record is from the annotation of a GenBank genome assembly. NCBI's taxonomy places the organism in Eukaryota, Viridiplantae, Streptophyta, Magnoliopsida, Solanales, Convolvulaceae.